AUGCAGAUUGUCACUGUCUUAUCCAUUGAAGAGCCGCUUGCAACAGUUGCCGUGGUGACUCAGACUCUUCAUUGUACACCUGCUGCCUCUUUGCAUGCACCCCCUGGUCGACCCUCUUUUCAGCACCAGGAGAUCUGCACCCUGUCCUCUGUCCCAUCCCCUGACUCACCGCGGAGGCACCCUGGGGAGACGAGCAGGGGUGGGGGCAAGACCGUGAUUCACCCGGCGGGAGCGUGCAGAGCUGAUUCACUUGUGUGGGCCGUGAAACCUGAGCAGUGGGCCAAGAGAAAGCACCGUGACACAGGCGGUAAGAAGGGCAUAGUCUCUGGAUCUUCUUUGUGCCUUUGGCAGGAGACAACAGCUGUGGAUAAAGACACGCGCCGCCCCUUUAAGAGUUCAAAACACAUUUAG
Messenger RNA from Knipowitschia caucasica, 411 nucleotides. Lineage: Eukaryota; Metazoa; Chordata; Actinopteri; Gobiiformes; Gobiidae. The record is from the annotation of a GenBank genome assembly.